Molecule: messenger RNA, 1446 nt
Organism: Caenorhabditis bovis
Lineage: Eukaryota; Metazoa; Nematoda; Chromadorea; Rhabditida; Rhabditidae
Source: the annotation of a GenBank genome assembly
AUGAGUACGCAAUAUAUUAAUGAGCCAAUCACUUCUGGAAAGGUGACGCUGCACACUACUGCAGGAGACAUUGAAAUAGAGUUAUGGACAAAAGAAGCGCCGCUCGCUUGCAGAAAUUUCAUCCAAUUAUGCAUGGAAGGCUAUUACAAAAACUGCAUAUUUCAUCGAUUGGUUAAAAAUUUCAUCCUGCAAGGCGGAGAUCCAACAGGAACUGGCAAAGGCGGCGAAAGCAUCUAUGGGAAGCCGUUCAAAGACGAAUUCCAUCAACGAUUGCGAUUCAAUCGACGCGGCAUCGUCGGAAUGGCGAACGCCGGAAGAGACGACAACGGAAGUCAGUUCUUUUUCACGAUUGGCGAUCGAGGUGCGCCGGAGCUCGACAAAAAGCACACGGUUUUCGGAAAAGUCACCGGACCGACACUUUUCAAUAUGUUGAAGAUGACAGAAGUCGAGGUGGGACCCGAUGAUCGACCGAUGACGAUGUACAAAAUCACCGGCGCCACAAUCAACAAUAAUCCGUUCGAUGAUAUUGUUCCAAGAGAGAUUAAGAAGAAGAAGGAGAAAAAAGAGAAGAAUGAAAAGAAGAUUGUUGAAGUCAAAAAGACGAGUCUUUUAUCGUUUGGAGAUGAAGCUGACGAGGAUGAAGAAGAGCUUACCAAUUUCAAUAAGAAAGUCGCCAACAAGCCAAAAUCGGCUCACGACGCGUUGAAUGAUGAACGGCUCAGCAAGCAAGUCGCCGUUACCAAGGAUGAAAUGACCAAUUAUGUACCAGAGGAUGAGGAUUAUGAGCGCGACAAGUCAUCAAUUUCGAGCAUUCGCGCGAAACUCAUGAAGAAAACUAACAAGAAUGAUGAGCCAACUGAAGAGGAUCGCGAUGAGGAUUUUGAGAAGCUCAUCGAAGAUGAGAGAAAAGCCAAAGAACGCGAACAAGUAGAAAAAAUGAAUUUGGAGCUGAAAGAUAUGCAGCGCGAGUAUAUGAGGGCUCUAAGGAAGCCGAAAGAGAAGAAAAAGAAGCAAGAUGAUGCGCCGAAAAGCGCUGCAAUGCAGGAAUAUGAGAAUUUGAAAAUGCGAUUCAAAUCGAAAUCGAAACAUUUGGUGAAGCAGAAGGAUGCGCAGAGGGAGACUCAGACACUCCAAAUGCUUGAGAGAUUCAAGAAGCGGCUGCAUGCUUCGAAUCAGGAGGCGAUUCUGUUCGACAAGAAGAUCAAAAUUGACGACGAGGAGAAGAAGAAGGAAGAGGGAGAGGAAGGCGAGGAGAAGAAGUUUGGAAUUGAUUUGGAUGCCGAGGAUUUCGAUGGAACCGAAUGGAUGAACCACAAAUUCAAAGCUGAAGACGUGGUGCUGUCAUCGAAGGCGAAGGACGCGAAUUUGCGCGAAGAGAGCGAGGAUUGGUACAGCAUCACCGAUCCGCGCAACAAAAUGAACAAACGUCGACGCGGCGAAGAAUGA